AUAUUAUUUCGGCUUUCUAUUGUUUUUGAAGGAUCGAGAUUAGGUUAUAAAUUUGUGGAUUUGAUUUUCAUAGUCAGAGGUUGCUGUUGCUGUGAGAAGUGAUUUCCUAUUCUGAUUUUGCAUAUAUGAUUUUGAAGGGAAAAACUAAAUGCUUGGGAUAGACUAUGAGAAUGUGUUGAAAAGGAGAUUAUCUCUGUUAUGCCAAAGGUGUUAAGGCUGCAGUAGAUUGCUUUAAUUUGCUCUUUCAGUGAAACAAAAAUCUGUUUAUAGGAAAAGUGAAAACAUAUAGUAGAAAAUGCUAAACUGACUUUCAGUUUUUAGAGAAUAAGAAACCAAAAGAUGUAUUUUUUUUUUUUUUGAAGUGGGUAUUUAUGAAAUCUUAAAAAAGAGUACUUAGGUCACAUUUAGUUUGCUUUUAAAUUGCAAAGGGAAUGCCCUAGAAUAUGAUUCCAUCUUUGUUAGGCAUAAGAGGGCCUAAAUUCGAUAUAAUAUUAUGUAUUUGACUCACUGCAAUUUAGAUGAAAAUAACAUAUGUUUUUAAAUAUAGUUCUUAAGACUAACAUUAAAUUAUAUUUGAUCGUCUAAAAAAGUAAACUUGGAGUGAGAAUUUUAAAUAAGAGAUAUCCUAUAUAUAUACAUUUUUUUUUUUCUAUUGCAAAAGUGAACCAAUCAUGCUAUUAGAGUGCAGACAGCAGAGUGGAUAAUCAAAUUUUGCUUAUUUGUAUUUUAAUCACAUGUCUCACCCAUAAUUUCCAUAUGAUGCGAUUGCAAUUUUAAAUUUAGCUGCAAAGUACUGGAAUUUAAUUCUUUUAUUUUCGUUUCAUUUCUUUUCUUUUCAAUUUACUUAAACUUUUGGAGGAUCAAGCUUCUCUUUUAAUUUUUCAGUUGGAUUUUCUAUGUUCUGGUGUUUGAAUUCCAUUUAGUGGCUAAAUUUUAAAGCAACAUGAAAUUUUCACCUUGAUUGUGGCCUGACUCGUGGAUUUAUUGAUAUGCUUUUCUGAUGUAUUGUAUGUUUGUUUAUUCCCAUUUUAAUUUUUUAUCCUAUUCAAUGGCUAUGUUUGUUUAUUCCCAUUUGAAUUUUUGAUCCUCUUCGAAGGCAUAUGCAUUUUCUAUGCAUGUCAAACAGGGAAUGCACUGUUUGCCUUGAUUAUAUAUUCUGAAAGGAGAAAAAUAAGGUGGAGGGAGUAAACUAUGAACUGACAUUUUUGUAUAUCAGCUGGAAGUUUCAUCUGUUGUCUUCUAAGUAUUCAAAAUAUGGUAUUUUGUAAGAAUUGACACACCACUCCCCAGCUACCACCAGCCACCCCCUCCCCCCUUUUUUCCUUUUAUGCGUGUAUGUUUCAGGUUGAUGGCAGUCAAAUAUUUGCCAAGCUAAAUUUCAAUUCUUCAUGUGCAACAGUGAAAGAUAUGAAUGCAUUCAAGGCUUUCAAAGCCCAAGUCCCAAUUGCAUGGAGUCCUAACUUAUACAUAACAUUGGUGAGGGGCAUUCCAGGAACCAGGAGACUCCACAGACGUACCUUAGAGGCAUUGCGUCUUCGCAAAUGCAACCGUACUGUUAUGCGAUGGAAUACUCCCACUGUUAGGGGAAUGCUCCAACAGGUGAAGAGGUUAGUUGUGAUUGAGACAGAAGAGAUGUACAAGGCCCGCAAACAAAAUGACGCAAAUCAUCGAGCUCUACGUCCUCCAUUGGUCAUUAACCACUCACCUGCGCAUGCAAGCAAUUCUUCCUAGAGCAUGCAUCUGUUUUAUAUAGUUCUUUAGAGGUCAGCUCUCUGUUUGUUUAGUGUGCAUCUGUUGCUUAUGGGAUCUGUUUUUUGGCAGUGUAUUAUCUGAAGUAGGGCUGAUUUAAUGAACUGAAUUCUUAGUUCAGUUUACAUGAUGGAUAUACUUAUGUAUCUAACUUUUUGGUCUGGUCAUUCCAAAUGUAUUUUGGAAGUUCUCAAGUAGGAGUAUUACAAUGGUAUGUUUUGAUAACCAAUUCGUACUGUUAUACAAAGUGAAAUUUGUUUUGA
Messenger RNA from Hevea brasiliensis (rubber tree), 2012 nucleotides. RefSeq lists its product as uncharacterized. Lineage: Eukaryota; Viridiplantae; Streptophyta; Magnoliopsida; Malpighiales; Euphorbiaceae. Gene Ontology annotation, biological process: translation. The transcript is spliced from 3 exons. Gene Ontology annotation, cellular component: large ribosomal subunit; mitochondrion. Gene Ontology annotation, molecular function: structural constituent of ribosome. The record is from RefSeq and is a predicted model, not a curated record. Bases 1336 to 1731 code for a protein of 131 amino acids.